AUGGCGCUCGUGUCCAACGUACCCGAGCUGACGGCCAUUGCACCUGGAGGCACCGAAAUGAUUGCGCUCUCAAUGAUAGCAGCUGUUUGCGUCCUAAAUUCAGGACUGUGCGCCCUCUUCACUCUCCACGCCGUCUACAUCCUGUUUGGCAAGCGCAACCACAUGAGCGCGAAAACGAAAAGGUUGCAGCAGACGUUUUUCUUGAGUCUGUUGGUGCAGCUACUCGUUCCGUUCAUCUCGUUGGCAGCCCCAUGGUUUUGGUUCAUCUUUGCUGCCAUUAUCAAAAUUGAACCAAUCCUUGGUAGCUCC
This is a messenger RNA of Mesorhabditis spiculigera, 309 nucleotides long. The record is from the annotation of a GenBank genome assembly. NCBI's taxonomy places the organism in Eukaryota, Metazoa, Nematoda, Chromadorea, Rhabditida, Rhabditidae.